This is a messenger RNA of Chelmon rostratus (copperband butterflyfish), 1361 nucleotides long. RefSeq names its product serum/glucocorticoid regulated kinase 2b (gene sgk2b). Gene Ontology annotation, biological process: protein phosphorylation. The record is from RefSeq and is a predicted model, not a curated record. Lineage: Eukaryota; Metazoa; Chordata; Actinopteri; Chaetodontiformes; Chaetodontidae. Bases 12 to 1265 code for a protein of 417 amino acids. Gene Ontology annotation, molecular function: ATP binding; protein serine/threonine kinase activity. The transcript is spliced from 12 exons.
UCUUCGUCGAGAUGACCGUGACCAAAGACCAGCCGAUGACCUAUGCCAAAAUGAGGGGGCUUGUGUCAUAUUUCUCAGCUCUGCUCAAGGGAAAGAAAGUUGGCUUCAAUGACUUCUUGCACAAAUUUGUUUCCAGUCAAAAACUCAGCCAACACCCGGACCCCCAUAAACUCUUGCAGCAACAGAGCAGGCUGAGAGGGGAGAAGGAGGAGAAAGGCACACUGAGCUCAGUGAACACCAAAACCUCACAGAUGAAACCAUCAGAUUUUGACUACCUCAGAGUUAUCGGCAAAGGAAGCUUUGGAAAGGUGCUGCUGGCAAGACACAGAAAACGUGGAGGCUACUAUGCUGUUAAAGUGCUGCAGAAACAGAUGAUUGUCAAGAGGAAAGAGCAGAAGCAUGUGAUGGUUGAGAGGAGUGUACUGCUGAAGGGACUACAACAUCCAUUCCUGGUGGGGCUCCACUUCUCUUUCCAGACACCGAACAUGCUCUACUUUGUCUUGGACUACGUUAAUGGAGGGGAGCUUUUCUACCACCUUCAGAGGGAGGGGUCAUUUCCUGAGCCCAGGGCUGCUUUCUACGCUGCAGAGAUGGCCAUGGCACUGGGCUACCUCCACUCUCUUGACAUCGUUUACAGAGACCUCAAACCAGAGAACAUCCUGCUGGACAGUGAGGGUCACGUGAUGCUGACUGACUUUGGGCUUUGUAAAGAAGGGGUGGCCAUAGGUGGGAUAAUGCAUACAUUCUGUGGGACUCCUGAGUACCUCGCUCCAGAAGUGCUACAAGGCCACCCUUACAGUCCAGCGGUGGACUGGUGGGGCCUUGGCACUGUGCUUUUUGAGAUGCUCUAUGGACUGCCUCCUUUUUAUAGCCGUAGCAAAGCAGAGAUGUUUGAGAACAUACUUAAUGCUCCCCUGCAGCUGCGUAGUGGAGCGUCUCAGGCCGCCCGCUUACUGUUAGAGGGAUUGCUGCAAAGAGACGUCUCCAGGCGCUUAGGAGGGAGCCUUGACUUUGUGGAGCUGCAGGAACAUCCCUUCUUUGCAUCCAUUAAUUGGGACGACCUCCUAGCCAGGAAAGUUAGACCCCUUUUCAUCCCAAAAGUGACUGGUGCCUGUGAUGUUAGCUACAUCGACCCAGAAUUCACGCUCCAACCUGUUCCCGCCUGCGUGAAUGAGAGGUGCCAGGCGGGCGCGACCAGCGAGGCCUUCCCAGGAUUCUCCUUCAUGAACCCAAUGGAGUACAUGGCCGCAGAGCCGGUUUCAUAACAGCGCCAAAUCCUCUGGGAGCAUGUUUGUUCAAAUAUUUAUUUUUUAUGUCAUAAAUUAUUAAGUCAGUCUAUUUUUGAACACUUGAGCACAAUA